Molecule: messenger RNA, 2992 nt
Organism: Exaiptasia diaphana
Lineage: Eukaryota; Metazoa; Cnidaria; Anthozoa; Actiniaria; Aiptasiidae
Product: complement C2
Exons: 12
Coding region: 210-2432 (740 amino acids)
Biological process (GO): complement activation; proteolysis
Cellular component (GO): extracellular region
Molecular function (GO): calcium ion binding; serine-type endopeptidase activity
Source: RefSeq, a predicted model, not a curated record
AUGUUCAAUCGACCAAUCACACCAUGCCGACUUGACCUUUUCGCAAUCGCGCAAUAAAAUUAGGUUUCUAGUAGAGAUCAUCUUUCAGAGUGAAUUCCGCUUUGAAAACACAUCGUUUUAGCUGAAAAGGAAGUUGAAAAUACAUCACAAAACGUCCAAACUCCUUCUAGGAGAGAACUACAAAACUUCAAACACAUUGCGAGGAAAGGAUGUCGUUUCUAUCGCUGGUACUAUGUUUGGUCGCGGUGGCUUUACAUUCUUCAAAUCCUGUUACCGGAAGCUGCAGUACAAGGAGGGCAGCGUGUUUUAAUGGUGGGACAUGCGUAGAUGUCAAGCCGAAUGGAUUUAAGUGUGUGUGCAAACAGGGAUUCACUGGUCAAAAUUGCAAAAAAUCCGUUAAUCCGACUGCUAUAAAGAAAUGUCCCCGUCUAACUAUCAAGAAUGGUUCUGUACGUCUAAUAAAGAGUCCCGGAGGACUACGGGCGUCAUUUUCUUGUGACCAAGGAUACAAGAUCAAUGGUGCGACGCUUAAAAUUUGCACGAGAGGGGUCUGGUACAAUAGACAAAAAUUGACUUGCCGCCCAAAAAAAAACAUUCAAAAGAGAUGCACUGGCUUUUCAACCAGACUUUACAGAGGGAGUGUCCGCGUCAAAAAGCAAACUCGGUAUUUGGCGGAAUUAGUGUAUCGCUGUCGUUCAGGAUAUUCUUUGAUUGGGGAUGCGAUCAGAAAGUGUAAUAAUGGCCAAUGGAACUCUGUACUAAAGCCAUAUUGUAUCAAAGCCAAAAAAUGCAAGAAACUACGAAAACCACGAAAUGGUAAAAUAUUUGGAGGAACAUUUCCUGGUUCUCUGGUACGCUUCUUUUGUGAUAACGGCUAUGAGAUAAAAGGUUUUAACCARUCCAAGUGCUUGUUGAAAACUGGAAAAUGGGAUAAUCCAGUACCGAAAUGUGAAAAAAUAGAUCCUCUACGAGAUCUUAGAAAAGCUGCUAAUAGUCUCCGACGGCAUUUCAUCAACAAGUACGAACUUCUCACGACAGACAGUCGGGCACGUGCCGGACUCUCGUCGGGAGCUGCCGGACUUGAUCUUGUCUUCGUAUUUGACAGUUCGGCUAGUGUCGGUCAAGAUAAUUUCAAAAAAGGAAUAGAGUUUGCGCGAACAAUCAUUUCAGAGUUUGGCGUUUCGAAUUCGACAUCCGGGACUCGAGUGGCAGUAGUUGUGUUUAGUUCUACWGCAGAGGUUAUCUAUAAUUUGCAGACAAAGAAGAUUGUCGACCAAAAAGCUGCCAUCAAUACUUUAAAAAAUCUCAAGCUUCGAGGCAAAGGAACAGCCACCAAGCUAGCCUUGGACACGGUUAUCAAAGAAGUCGUCCCUGAAAGACGCAACAACAGCAAGAAAGCUCUAUUCUUAAUCACCGAUGGGGAAUCAAACACAGGAAGAGACCCAGCCCGCCCGGCAAAGGUGUUGCGUGGCGUCUACGAUUUUGAGAUCUAUGCUAUUGGCGUGACACUACGAAGAGUCAAUGUGGGAGAGUUGCGUGACAUCGCAUCGGAGCCUUUCCGCACUCACGUGUAUUUAYURAARGAUUUCCAGUCWCUUGAAACGUUGAAAGACCUUAUAACAAAGCCUAAGGGAUCAAAUUUCAGUGACUGCGGUAUCGCUGGGGACACGAGACUAAGAGAACGAAGUGAUCAAGGUGUSCUUGCAGGGAGGCAAGAUUCCGAGCAAGGUGCGUGGCCAUGGAUGGCUGCGAUAUAUGUGAGGGACAAGUAUCGUUGUACUGGUGUCCUUUUAGCAGAGGGAUGGGUACUUGCAGUUGCACAUUGCUUUGAGAAUGAUGUGAACGUCAAGGGACCUGAUGUCCUCGUUGUUUUAGGUGAACAUGACAGAACCUUCAUAGAAGGAAGCGAGCAAUACAUYAGGGUGGAAAAAAUCCGUAAACACAAACGCUAUCCCAAGGCAAAGCCWGAYUAUGACCUCGUUCUUUUAAAACUACAGAACAAGGCAAAACUGUCGACAUAUGUGAGAACUAUUUGCCUUCCAAGGAUGUCGGACAGGAUUGUGAUACGACCUAAUGGUGUAGGGGUGRUAGCGGGAUGGGGUUCCGCACAGAACGCCAAUGGUCGCCCUGCUUUUAAGAUCCUCGCACAAACAAGAGCGAAUUUCAUUUCAAGACAGGCGUGUCAACGUCAAGUUCCACACGCUAUCAGCAACARAAUGAUAUGYGCUGUGAAUCGUCAAGUGACCAAGAWARACUGUAGUGGAGACUUUGGUUCACCGAUUGUGGUUCAUCGUUCASACCGUCAGGACUGGGCACUAGCAGGGUUCGCAAUUAAAGGCGGUGGAUGCGUUUACAAGGGCAAAACUGGUGUCUUCUCUAACCUCCUGACAUCCCAGUACAUAAGAUGGAUUGAACGAAGAGUAACUACCUAGACGCUCUCUUCUCGYAARWUUUUUAGCAUCGCUAAUAGAUUCAACGCCAAGCUUGCGAAUACAAGGACCGCAGAUCAUUUGAGAGGAUCUUGUGAUGSGUCUGGAYCUCUCAUAUUGCUACAUUUCUUCGACUAGCUAGUCUAAGUUUAAAAUAUUUACAAAUUAGAUAUUCCUGUAUUGCUCAGUUUAAUAGCAUMCCAUUUGUAAUUAGUGUACCUCGCCAUGAGGAUCAGCUAUCAAUCUCAUCGUUGAGCGCCAAUGGCGCAGGUGUUGCAAAAUUCAAUUAGAAAUCRAUGGGAUAUCUCCUGGCUCCUUGUGCGUCAAUUAAAACCAAGCCUAAGCAAUACCUGUAUCGUAGAGACCUCGAAUUAAACUUAACAAUGUAUCACCAAACAAGCCAAUAUUUGAAUUAGGAUUAGACACUACCUAGUCCAAUUAUAAUAUUAACAGCCUGCAUGUUCUUUGCCAAUAUGUUAUUCGAUACCAAAACUUGUUUUUCUUUUGCGCAUGUUCUUUUGUUGUAUAUUCAAAAAUGUCAAUAAAUAGCUAUUGAGACAGCU